AUUUCAUUUUGAAGAUUUUAAAUUCAUUAUUUUUCAAUAUUUUCAAAAUCAUCAAAUCAACCAAACAUUCAACCAAAAAAAAAAUGAAACAAACAAUUUCUGUCAUUGUUUUGCUAUUGAUUGGUACAACAUUAGCAUUAAAAAAAUCACCCGAUUGUGAUAUUGAACGACCAAUUCGUGAAUGUUUAAAAGAUGGCCUAUUACGUUAUUCAAGUGGACAAAAAAUUAAUCAAUUUCCUGAUACGAUUCAAGAUUUAAAUCGUGCAUGUGAAGAAUUGAAAAAAUCCGAAACAUGUGCUAGAACGUUUAUCGAUACUUGUACUGAAAGUAGUUAUGAGAAACGUUCAUUGGAUUCAUUAUUGGAUGGUAUUCAACGUGUUAUGAAACGUUUAUGUCGUUCACAAACUAAAAAAGAAAAAUUAUUAGAAAAUGUUGGCUGUGCUAAUUCGGUUGUACAGGAUACAAAACAAUGUUUGAAAAAUUAUCGUAUGUUAGUAUUUGCUGCAAAUAAAUUGGAUAAUAAAAAUAAAAUUAUGCGUAUUCUUUGCUGCAAAAGUCGUAAAGUGGCUCCAUGUAUCGGUGAAGCAAUGAAAGCUAAAGGCACUGCAGUUUGUUCAGCUAAAAAUAUUGAUUAUUUUAAAGAUGUUCAUCAAAAUAUUAAACAAGAAAUGACUGCUGUUGUUUGUUCUGAUUUUGAACGUGAUCAAUGUGAAAAUGUUGAUGUACCAAAUAUCAGUGAAUCUGAAUAUAAAGAUCAAAAUAUUUUCAAUCCAUUACGUGAUUUAUAUAAAAAAGUUAUUCUUGGUUGAAUAAUUGGUUUUUUCGAUCAAAUCACAAUUAUCAACAUUAUCAUCAUCAUCUUUGGAUGCAGUAGAAAAUAGAAAAUGAAUUUAUAAUCGAUCAAU
Molecule: messenger RNA, 905 nt
Organism: Dermatophagoides pteronyssinus (European house dust mite)
Lineage: Eukaryota; Metazoa; Arthropoda; Arachnida; Sarcoptiformes; Pyroglyphidae
Source: RefSeq, a predicted model, not a curated record